Messenger RNA from Paramisgurnus dabryanus, 1656 nucleotides. The record is from RefSeq and is a predicted model, not a curated record. NCBI's taxonomy places the organism in Eukaryota, Metazoa, Chordata, Actinopteri, Cypriniformes, Cobitidae.
AUGGGGUCCCUCUGCGCUUUCUUUUCACUGAGUGCACAGCUAGAGAUCCCGCGGGCCUUGUCUGAGGCACUCUUCAAACAGCAUCGGCUCAAAAACUCCGGUGGCUACGAUGGUCCCAGGACAGCCGAUGGAAUUGUUAGCCAUCUGAAGAAGCAGGCAGGUCCAGCAUCCGUGGAGAUCAAAAGUGAGGCAGACUUUGAGAAGUUCAUCGGGGAUCGUGAUGCCAGUGUUGUGGGUUUCUUUGCUGAUGGGGGAAGCGCCGCUCAGGGAGAGUUUUUGAAGGCUGCCAGUGCUUUCAGAGAGUCCUACUGGUUUGCUCACACAAACGUUGAGGACUUGCUGCAGAAACUUGACAUUAAUGGAGAGGGCAUUAUUUUGUUUCGGCGACCGCACCUCAGCAACAAAUUUGAAGACAGCAGAGUGGAGUUCGCUGAGCAUUCGUUCACAAGCGCCAAGAUCAAGAAGUUCAUAAAGGACAACAUUUUUGGCAUCUGUCCCCACAUGACGGAUGACAACAAAGACCAACUGAAAGGAAAAGAUUUGUUGGUGGCUUAUUACGAUGUGGACUAUGAAAAGAACCCUAAGGGAUCCAACGACUGGAGAAACAGGGUAAUGAAGGUGGCCAAGAGCUUUUUGAAUCAGGGGAAGAAGCUUAACUUUGCUGUGGCCAGUAAGAACAGUUUUGGUCAUGAUGUGUCUGAGCUGGGUCUGGACGCCAGCAGUGGAGAGCUGCCUGUUGUCGGCAUCCGAACUGCCAAGGGCGACAAAUACGUCAUGAAAGAGGAGUUCUCCCGUGAUGGAAAAGCCUUGGAGAAAUUCCUGCAGGAUUAUUUCGAUGGAAAUCUGAAACGAUAUCUCAAAUCCGAGCCUAUUCCCGAAAACAACGAUGGCCCCGUGAAGGUGCUGGUGGCUGAGAACUUUGACUCGAUUGUAAAUGAGGACAGCAAAGACGUUCUCAUCGAGUUUUACGCACCCUGGUGUGGGCACUGCAAGAGCUUGGAGCCUAAAUACAAAGAACUUGGGGAGAAGCUUUCCAAUGAUCCAAACAUUGUAAUUCCUAAGAUGGAUGCCACAGCUAAUGAUGUUCCCCCUCCAUAUGAAGUUAGAGGAUUCCCGACAAUCUUUUUCUCACCCGCCGGUCAAAAACAGAAUCCAAAGAAAUAUGAGGGUGGUCGCGAGGUCAGCGACUUUAUUUCCUACUUGAAAAAAGAGGCCACCAACCCUCUGGACGUUCAGGAGGAUGAUAAGAAAUCAAAGAAGAAGAAGAAGUCCGAGUUAUAAACAAUCAGACCCCAAUUACUCUGUGAAGAGAAUUUUGCAGGAGGCGUAAAUUAUAUUUCAAUCCUUAGUGAACAGAGUGCUCUGAUACAAUGCCAGCCCUAUCUUGGGCCUGCUGCUCUGAGAACACUGUGUUGAAGGUUGUGGUGGCCAGACCAAGUGUGAUUUUUAGAUAAGUGGAAGAGGUACAGAUUUGUCAAAUUGAGAUUAUUUUCCCUCUACUGUACCCCAGAGAAAUGCACUUUUGAGACCAAUUCCACAGUUUGUUUUCUUUCUCAUGGAAUAGGGGAGGGGAUUUGGUGAAUUAUGUUUUUAUACCAUGUUUUCUUUUGAUCUGUUUUUUGUACAUUUGGAAGGAAUCUGAAAAAAAAAAAAACA